AGUUUGAUAGUUGUUCCUGGAGGCGGAAGUGGCGAGCGGGUCCAGGAAGACCCGUUCUGUUCCUUAGAGCCAGCUAGGGAGCCUGUGCUCGCGCCUCGGCGGCCCGGCACCGGCGUCGCAGCGCUUUUGGAAGGUCCCGGACGCCCUGGCGGCGUGCAGCGCAGCGGGAAGGCGAGCGGCGCGGGCUCCGCCGUGCCCCGUGGCUUCCGGUCAGCGGUCGGUGACGGAGGGGCGGAUGUGAAAAGAACUGCGGUGCGGUGCCGAAAGCUUCCCGGGGCGACAGAGCUCCCAGGACAGUGAGCUUGUUUGUCGCACGUUGAAUUGGCAGGGUCUCUUUACAAGCACUCGGGUACUAACGAACAAUGUUGCCUUGAACUUGCUUCACCAAUGUCUCUCUUACUGAGCAUAUUAAGAAACAUGCUGGCAUAUUUUGGUGUUCCUGUAGACCAGGAUUUGUUGAUUUGGCAAAAUAAAGACUAUGGGUCAGCUCGGAGUAUCAUUCGUAUGAUUGGGAGAGUGCUUCCUUUAGAACCUUGUCGAAGACUUAAUUUUGAGUUGAUCCCUCACUUAAACUCUGAGGAGUCUGAUGUUUAUGAACCUGUUGUUCCAUCUUUUGCUGAUGUUUUGUGUGUGGCAAAUGAUGAAGAAGCCAGUUAUCUCAGGUUUCGACAUGGUCUAUGGAAAAAGGAGAAGGAAGGAAAAAUUGCUCUUUCCCAUUCUUCAAAACUAAUUUGGGAUCCAUUGUCACCUGCUCUAAGACAGAAUAAACCAGUGAAAGAUGAUCUGCCAGCAAGUGAGGCUGCAAUUAAAAAAAUAGCUGCCCUUGAAGAUGAGCUCACUUUUCUUCGGGCUCAGAUUGCUGCAAUUGUGGCAAUGCAGGAGCGGAGAGAGAGUGAAGAGACUGGCUUCUGUGACCUGAGUGAUGAACCCAGCAUGGAACAAGCACUGUCGUCAUCAGUGACUGCUGGCCUGAGUGAGGAGCCAGAUCACUCUCCAAGUUCAGUAUUUUCUUCUCCUCCUCCACCACCACCUCUGCCUCAGUUUUCUCUCCAGCCAUGUUUUCCUCCUGUGCAACCUGGAUCUGCCAGCAGAGAUGACCCAACAACUGCCGUAGGAAAGCCAUACUCAGGUGUGCACAAGAUGAACGGUAGCCAUGGCUCAGAAAGCCAUGGAGCCAGUGACGUUCCAAACAUGCUGGAUGUUCUAAAGGACAUGAAUAAGGUCAAACUCCGUCCCAUCGAAAGGUCACCAGGUGGUAGACCCAUUCAGAAGAAGAAAAGACAGAGUUUACAAUGGGAUCCAGUGUCUUUAAUAUCCAAUGCACUUAAGCAGAAGUUUGCAUUUCAGGAGGAUUCCUUUGACAGUGAAAAUAGAUCUUGGGAGUGUUCUCCAUUUUCUAGUCCAGAAACUUCAAGGCUUCAUGAAAUAAAAGAUGUUUUGAAACACACAGAUGCACAUGCUUAUAAUGAUUUGCCCUAGUUUUGAUGUCACAUUUCUUCAGCAGAAAGUCAGCGAUCUAAGGGAAGAACUGGCACUAUAAAAGCAGUUAUUCAAGGUAUCAGAAGUGAAAGCUGGGCCUACACUUGGAAAGACAGAUGCAGAAAUGCUCUGUGGUGUCUUUCGCUGCCUUUCAGAGAAUCACAACCUCUGUUAGGGUGACUAGGCCAUGUUCUGGAACCCAUCUGUGCUCAACCUGAGGAGGACAUUUACAAAUGCUUGUCCCUGGUUCUGGAAGUUCUAGCAGUUAGCUGGCUGUGAAGAGAGUCGGGUCUGUCGAUUUCCCACUGUGUGAGUGCUACUGAAAAUGGAAUGCAUACGGCAGUGAUUUCCCUAAAUAAUUAUGGCUUCCUAUUUAAGUGCCUUUGUAAGUCGGUAUUGAGGGGACAAGACUAAAGCCAUUUUAAACCCAGGCCCAAUCUUCGUGAGAGUCUAAUCUAGCAGGCACCCCACCCCGUGUACCUGUAAAUUUAGAAAAACGCCACAACAGGCCCAGAAACUGUCUGGCUGCCCAGAGACUUGAGGACAGCCAAUCAAGAAGCUAGACAAACAAGUUGUUCUUAUUUUUUUAUUUUUUUUACAGUUACUGGGUGGUUUUUUAAAAAGCUAACAAAAAUCCCCUCUUGACUUAGAGCCAACUAUCCCCCUACCCAAUCUAGUAAUGUCAAGGCAUAUAACUCCCUGCUUGCAGUUUUUCCCUUUAAAGAACCUCUGCACUGUGAGCUCGGGGCCUUUCUUCAUCACCUGCUGUGUGGGUGUGCGGGACAAAGCAGCCCCUCCUUUUAAGCUUGUAAAACAAUUAAAAAAAAAAAACCUUGUGUAAUUGCAUCGGAAAGUGGACACCUUAGUGGUCUCGAUUCAGGAACAACAGUGUGAUAUGGUGUAUUUGACCUUCAGCAACUUGGAGAUUUUCUGUGAGCCAAAGAUAAUUCUUUUCAUUAAGAAAGCCAUAGUUUUAGUCAUGUAAGACUGAACUUUCUAAAACUGAGGUAAUAAAUUCUUUUGACUGCCAGGUGCUGCAUGUAGAAAUAGACUCUUGGAAAGUUUCAUCCACACUGGCUCUGCCCAUGCAUAUGCCUGGCAUGUUUCCUUUGUUCUCUAUCACAUUUGUACCCCCCCUUUUGUAAAUAGAUUGUACAAUAAAUGUGUCUUUUGAAUUUG
Myodes glareolus (Bank vole) is the source of this 2658-nucleotide messenger RNA. It is a transcript of the gene Mtfr2, whose product is annotated as mitochondrial fission regulator 2. Gene Ontology annotation, biological process: mitochondrial fission; aerobic respiration. The record is from RefSeq and is a predicted model, not a curated record. Lineage: Eukaryota; Metazoa; Chordata; Mammalia; Rodentia; Cricetidae. Gene Ontology annotation, cellular component: mitochondrion.